Molecule: messenger RNA, 687 nt
Organism: Rosa rugosa (rugosa rose)
Lineage: Eukaryota; Viridiplantae; Streptophyta; Magnoliopsida; Rosales; Rosaceae
Product: large ribosomal subunit protein eL21z/eL21y-like
Exons: 1
Coding region: 67-561 (164 amino acids)
Biological process (GO): translation
Cellular component (GO): cytosolic large ribosomal subunit; ribosome
Molecular function (GO): structural constituent of ribosome
Source: RefSeq, a predicted model, not a curated record
ACUGAAAGGUUGAGCCGUCUAGGGUUUAAGGAAAAGAGGGAAAGCCAGAAAGAGAGCGAAGCAGCAAUGCCGGCCGGUCACGGACUUCGAUCUCGCACUCGGGACCUCUUCGCUCGCGGCUUCAGGAAGAAGGGUUACAUCCCUCUCUCCACCUACCUGAAAACCUACCGGACCGGCCAGUACGUCGACGUCAAGGUUAACGGCGCCGUCCACAAGGGCAUGCCCCACAAGUUCUACCACGGGCGCACGGGUCGGGUCUGGAACGUCGCCAAGCGGGCCAUCGGCGUCGAGAUCAACAAGAUGAUCGGCCAUCGGGUCAUCCGCAAGCGCAUCCACGUGCGUGUGGAGCACGUGCAGCCGUCGCGGUGCGAGGAGGAGUUUAAGGCGAGGAAGACUGGGAAUGAUGAGGUGAAGGCGGCGGCCAAGGCGCGUGGGGAAGUCAUCAGCACCAAGAGGCAGCCGCAGGGGCCCAAGCCCGGGUUCAUGGUUGAAGGGGCUUCUUUGGAAACCGUCACUCCUAUUCCUUAUGAUGUUGUCAAUGACCUCAAGGGAGGUUACUGAGGAGUGGGUUUGGGGGUUUAGGGUUUUUUGCUAUGUUUCGGAGUCGAUUUCAUUGGAUUUAUUUCUUUGAUUCUGUAUCUGGGUAACUCUUUUUCUUAUAAUAUUUGAGGAUUUCUUGUUGUGCUU